CAAGAAUCCGGAGCCAGUUUUAUCCGCAAGGAAGGCGUGGCUGCUUGAGCACGGGGGCAAAAUAGCCCAAUAUUUGGGAAGGCGAGACACAGAGCAGCUAGAAGUAGAACAGAAGAGGCACGCACGCGUGAGAAAGAAGCGAGAGACAUGGCGGAGGAGGGGAAGGUGAUCGCGAUCCACAGCCAGGAGCAGUGGGCCGCCAAGAUCGAGGAGGCUGGCAGCAGCACGAAGCUGGUGGUGAUCGACUUCACUGCAACAUGGUGCGGACCAUGCCGCUUCAUUUCUCCAAUCUUAGAUGAGAUUGCCAAGAAGCUUCCAAAUGUUCUUUUCCUCAAGGUGGAUGUUGAUGAAAUGAAGUCAAUUGCCGAGGAGUUCAGUGUCGAGGCCAUGCCGACGUUUGUGCUUAUGAAGGAAGGAAAGGUCGUGGACAAGGUUGUGGGAGCUGCCAAGGAGGAGCUGAUUGGGAAGAUUGCGAAGCACAGUGCAACUGCAUGCAUAGUGGAGUAGGGGUAGUAUUCGCCUAAAUAAAAUGGUCCUUCAACUCUGAGUUCGAGAAUAAGAUGUGUGUCAACCGCUGCUUGCUACCGCUCAACUCAUGGAUAAGCUGGCACUGGUGCUGGAGCAGAUACGUAAUGUAAUGUUGUUAAACCCUGUUAAUCGCGCACACUGGCGACAAACUGUAUGUGAUGAUAACAUCGGUCCAUGAAUAAAAAAGAAACCCCGUGUGUCCAAGGUUCAA
Messenger RNA from Triticum aestivum (bread wheat), 739 nucleotides. RefSeq names its product thioredoxin H1. The transcript has 3 exons. Lineage: Eukaryota; Viridiplantae; Streptophyta; Magnoliopsida; Poales; Poaceae. The coding region runs from base 148 to 507 and encodes 119 amino acids. Gene Ontology annotation, molecular function: protein-disulfide reductase activity. The record is from RefSeq and is a predicted model, not a curated record.